AGCACGAUCGACGACCUUCAAGGACGCGCGGGAGAGCUUAAGGGUGGGAAAGGGUUCCGCGGGUUCCUGAAAGGACUCAUCUACGGGUCUCGGGACCAGGCGAUCCUGUCGGACAUGAAGGAAGACAUGGCAAAAGCAAUGAGCCUUUUCAUGGUCCGUCUACCUUGCCAAGUCUUGAUACACGCUUUAACAUACGCUUGCUUACUGCAGCUUAGAGGCACGAUGUCCAUCCAGAAAGUCCUUACCGAGAGACUGACCGAUGCUCGCGAAGAGGACCAGAAAGUUAUCGACUCCAUUCCUCGAGCAGACGCAGGAUAUCGAUCGGUGGACGAACUCAAGAGUGGGUUCAUGCAAGGCACCCGGAAAGAGGUAUUCGCGGAUCUGGAGCGGUGGUCGACUGGUCGAUUCCCCGAGGACAAGCCCAAACGAAUCUGCUGCAUCAGCGGCGGGGCAGGUCUAGGGAAGUCUUCGAUUUCACAUCAGCUCUGUGUUCGCCACGACGCAGCGGAUCGUUCUUCGCUCAGACUCGGCGCAUCAUUUUUCUUUGUCCGCGGCCGCGGAGAUCUCGAGGAUGCUCACCUCGUUUUCUCGACGCUCGCACGCCAGCUUGCAGUGUCCCAGCCGACCCUUCGCCCUUAUAUCAUCAGCGCCGCACGUGAGUACCUCAAACACGGCGACCGGCAGCAGAUGCAGCACUCAUUCGACGGGCUCCUUCGGAAGGCUCUCAUCGCCGCUCCCGCGGACCAGGCCCCGACAUUGAUUGUCAUCGACGGAAUAGACGAGUGCAAGGACAGGAGGCUGGUUCCCAAACUGCUUUGGUCCUUGUUCGGUCUUGUUCGCGAGUUACCGUGGCUGUACGUCUUUGCCGCGUCACGGCCAGAGCCUCACAUCCUGUCGGUGGUUGCACACCUCAGCUCAGCCGAUGUUAUCCAUCAUAUGCGACUGGAGGAUGCAACGAACAGUCACGGUGAUGUUGGACGUUACCUCAGAGAGACUCUACCGAAGAUACCCUCAUACGGCAAUUACCUCGAGAAGCACCCGAACGCCCUUCGACGCCUCAUCAAGCGUGCGGCCGGCGUAUUUAUCUUCGCUCGGAUCACCGUCAAUUUCUUGGACGAACAUCACAAUCAUCCGGAAGAAUGGUUUGAGCUCGUCCUCUCGGGUGGGGGUCUAGCGAUGUCACCUCUCGAUGCACUGUAUCUGCAGAUCCUGCGGUCCGCAUUUCCUCCGGAAGGUUUGCGCGCCUCACCUCGAGAGCACGAACGUCUCUCCUUCUUCCUGCGUUUCAUCACGCUGGAAUUUGGGCGGACAAAUCCCGAGACCAUUGCAUUCUACGGACGCGAUCUGUCCGUCGACGAUGUUUUCUACAUCGUGGACCACCUGCGUUCUGUGUUGAUGAUGGACAAGCUCGGGCGCGUGGUGCCUCUCCACGCUUCGUUCGGCGAAUUCCUUGUCGACGAGGAUCGGUGCAGAGAUUCACUCUACCAUGUGGAUGAGUCUGAAGGACAUGCCCAUCUUGCAUGUGCUUGCCUAGCAGCCAUGUCCUUUGAAAAUUACACAUCGUCUGCAGAGAAUAGACCAGAGGCCCCAGCACACACUCGUCAACUUUGA
Phanerochaete carnosa HHB-10118-sp is the source of this 1611-nucleotide messenger RNA. RefSeq lists its product as uncharacterized. NCBI's taxonomy places the organism in Eukaryota, Fungi, Basidiomycota, Agaricomycetes, Polyporales, Phanerochaetaceae. The transcript has 2 exons. The record is from RefSeq and is a predicted model, not a curated record. The annotation marks the transcript as partial.